AUGUGUGACUUCAAGUGCUUCAGUUUGAAUGUUGAAGGAAAUUUGGCUGGAUUCUUAAAGCUGCUAUACUACGUCCACAAGGAUUUUCGGCGUUACAAGCACGAGAAGACGACGGAGGCGGUGGCGGUGGUGUCGCUGGUGGGAGUGGAGGUUGAUCAUCUUGAACUGAUGCACGGUUGGUCGAUGGUAGGUGAAACUGUCCUUGCGCUGGGUCAGGAGGAUCUAUAA
Messenger RNA from Strongylus vulgaris, 228 nucleotides. The record is from the annotation of a GenBank genome assembly. NCBI's taxonomy places the organism in Eukaryota, Metazoa, Nematoda, Chromadorea, Rhabditida, Strongylidae.